AGUCUGGGAGACCUAAGCUUUGACAGAAAUAGCAAGAAGCAAAGAAGGAAUCGUACCACAUUUUCAGCAGAUCAGUUGAGAGAAUUAGAAACUGUAUUUCAACAUACUCAUUAUCCAGACUGUACUCUCAGAGAACAUAUAGCAGAUAAAGUUGAUUUAACAGAGGCCAGAGUUCAGGUAUGGUUCCAGAACAGGAGAGCCAAAUGGAGAAAACAAGAAAAA
Molecule: messenger RNA, 222 nt
Organism: Lottia gigantea (owl limpet)
Lineage: Eukaryota; Metazoa; Mollusca; Gastropoda; Lottiidae
Exons: 2
Biological process (GO): regulation of transcription by RNA polymerase II
Molecular function (GO): DNA-binding transcription factor activity, RNA polymerase II-specific; RNA polymerase II transcription regulatory region sequence-specific DNA binding
Source: RefSeq, a predicted model, not a curated record